Molecule: messenger RNA, 4174 nt
Organism: Folsomia candida
Lineage: Eukaryota; Metazoa; Arthropoda; Collembola; Entomobryomorpha; Isotomidae
Product: mucin-2
Exons: 5
Coding region: 441-3953 (1170 amino acids)
Source: RefSeq, a predicted model, not a curated record
AGCCGCAUCUAUUGUCGUGGUGGAAUUGGUUCUAAAAAGUGGUCAAGCUCCCUUCUCGCCAAAAAGGCGCAAUCUAAUCUAUUACCAAGCCAUCAGUUUAGUUUAGUCAAGUGAAUCAAGGAACGAACGAGAGCCAUUCUCAGAAAGUGAAUCUGCAACAAGUGUCUCACACUAUUUCGUAGUAAAUGCAAGUGAUGCACGUUUUUUUGUCUGUAUAAAAUAGCGACUAAUAAGGUGACAGUUAUCGGGAAAUUAUAAAAAAAACAACGCUUCCUUCCGCAUCGUGGAUGAGACGAUAAUGUUCAAAUUUGUGAUAUCGGAUUAAAUUAUUAAAAAUCGAGUGCUUAUCAAUUUUUAUUUUACCCAUGUCGUUCCAAAAUUUUGGGAUUUGUACACUUUAACAAAAAACUACAGGAUUGCUGAAAUUUUUGAAAAAAAACAUGGAGUUUUUUAAGAAGACUAUUUUUUGCCGUCUCCUCCUCAUCCUCCUCAUUUUCGUGGACAUCAGCGUGGCCCAAACGGGGUCCAGUUUUUUCUACUAUUACUCCCCAAAUCAGCCCAUGGUCGUGAAUUCUCAAACGUUCGGAUCCAAUCCGCAAGCUUAUCAUCACUCGUCCACGAAUCCGUUCGACUUUAUCCCGUCCGACCAGACGAGGGAAGAUCGACAGGGGGCGGUAUACCCCACGGGGGAGGAGAGCAGUCCCUUCUUGCCCCAGAGGAACAUUCCGUCAUCCCUGCUGGACAAGAUUGCUUUCACCAAUGGGCCACCAACCCUGCCCUCGUUACAUCCUCAGUACCAGUAUAAUUAUCAGGUCAACACGGACCCACCACAAACACCUCCAACACCGACGAGAAGUGCAAAUUCACUUUUCCCAGGACAGACGCAACCUUCAGGGAAACUCUUUAAUUUCUUGAACCAACCGUUCCAAUUUUUUCAAAAUAGUUUCAACCGGUUUCACCACCAGCAGCAGCAUCAACAGCAACAAGAAGAGUAUGAUGAUAAUCGACAGUCUCCGGUAAGCUAUAAUACUAAUGAGGGGAAAGUAGCGUCGCAAGAAUAUGUGAGCACGCCGUCCAGAGUGGUAACGGUGCCACCACCCACGAACGACCAAAAUCAGCAAACGAUCUACAGUUACUACGAUCAGGGACGACUUUCUCCGGCUCGUUUUGUUGUGCAAAAGCCUAAAACCACCCCUCUCACUUUCUCCGUAAACCAAUAUUUCACCUCAAAAACGACCAAGGGUCCGGCCUCCUAUACUUUCACGAUCGAGGCCAAUCCUACCGUUGGCCCUACGGCAAAAGUUCAGGUCAGCGUUGGAUCAGAUUCCCUCUCGUCUACUUUCCCCACACUGCCACCUGCCCUGUUUUCCCCUUCAGUGGCGACGAGAGAGAAUAAAACGACGACGCAAGGUGAACGUGACGACGUGAAUGUAGUUCAGUACGAAUAUUAUGACGAUGACGUCGUAAUGCAGCCAGUAGUGACCACUACACCGACAAGUAGUUCAACACCACCUGUGGAUUCACAGACACCAGAACCGCAAAAUCUCGUCACUGAGAGCGCAUCCUUUCCAUCUUCAACGCCAAUUUCUACCACGCCAGAGCAACAAGCUAUCCCUGAAACGACGCCAUUGCCAACCACCACCACCACCACGACCACCACUGUUUCUACUACUUCUACAGAAAAGAUCAAUAUUGAUCAGGAAAAUGGUAACAGUGUUCGAAAACCCGUGAAACGAGUCAUUAUCGUGAGGAAGAAACUAGUCUCAGGGAACAAACAGCAGCGUAAGAAUAAUAAUGUCGCAAUAACGGAGGUCGACUCCAAAUUCAACAAUGAGCUUGUAAAUUCCGAGAAAAAUCAAAUUAUUGAAAACGUUCCCACCUCGUCAACCUCCUCACGUCCUGAACCAUACGAAAUAAUUUCGAGUCCCGUACCACCAAAGGCACAGAGAGUGAAGCGGCCACGAUUCAGAUCUUCAACUCCUGCCCCCACAACUACAACAACGACCUUCGCCACCACUACCACUACUGAACAAGCCCCCAUCAUCCUCGCCGCCGAAGAUAUCGAACCUGCUACGACCACAAGUCAACCAGAAGUCCAAACCACCACCACCACCGAUGCCCCCACAACGGUGAGACACAAACAAAAGGAGGAUUACUUUAUUGAGCCUCUUAUCACCACCACCGCUUCGAAAGCCGACUCACUCGUGUCGACGGAAACACCUGUGGCUCCAACAACAACCGAUGCGAGACAAACGGAUGAACAAAGAGAUGCGGAAUUCGAAUAUUACGAAUAUUAUGACGACCAGACAGAAAAUUCUUACAAGACGCCGUCCGUCACUUCCUCAACAGAGCCUUCUUCUACCACCACCACGGAACUGGUCUCCACAUCCACCGAACUUUCACCAUCGUCACCUUCUUCCCUCCGAGAGGAUAAUGCUGCCGCGAUUGAAGAUUCCAAUAAUCCCGUCACCACAAUCCCAACAACAUUGAUCCUGGAAGCGGAGGAGGAUGAGUUGAUAGAACCAUUGUCAACCACUGAGCCAUACAUUUCAUCCACCUCCGCACCCACGACUGAAAAGGAAAUCAUGUCAGAGAGAGAAACCGCCACCACGACGGAACAAAUACAUAAGUCGGCAACAACGGAGGAAUCCAUUAUCACGGCGACCACAUUCAGACCAAGCAAUCGACUGUCGACACAGGACGACGAGAUGGACGAGGAGGUGACCACGAUAAGGCCAGUGAUGGACUAUGACGUUGCCAAAAUUGAAGGAGAGACAGCCACCAACGGACCACAAACUCUUCUAGAAAAUACUCAAAAUACUACGGAUCUCACCGACUCGACGAAUAAUGCAAAUCUGAGCACAACUACUUCCCAAUUUGAGCACGACUUUCACCAAGAAGAGGAAUAUUUCUACUCGCAGGAGGAAUACAUUGGGCAAGAUCCUCUCGAAGAUGAGCGGAUUCAAGAAGCUCAGAGACUCGCUUUACAAAAUGCUCUCAAGAAUAUUCGAAGUCGGCAGCAGAACGCGUCAACGACAGACAAACCCGACGAGGAAAAUGCAGAUCCGGCAAAAAAAUUUAUUCGAAGACCUACAAAUGUCAAUUCCUUCCCUUCCAGUACAUCGAUAUCCGUCUCAUUCAGCAGCACGGAGCAGGAUGAUGAAGAGUUGGAAGACUCCAGAUCCAAUAUUAUCCACAAGAUUCAAACUUUCAGGACAAAAUUGAGAAAAGUGGUGAACAGGACGGGAAAAAAGUCAACCACUACAAAAAGACCGAGACGCGUUACGCGACCGCACAGCAUCGUGACCCCGGCAGAAGUCGUGGCAGAAACGUCACCCCCAGUCCCCGAGAAAGUUGUGGAGGAUCAAAUAACUACAACUUCCACCACGACAACGACAACAACCUCCCCACCGGAAACUACUCCUAAGAAGAAAGAGGAAAAAGUCAAACCAACUCCACCCCCAACUUUGGGGUCUCUCAUCAUCACAGAAAUUCUCCCCACGUCCACGUCCACAUCCACCCAACCCAACACUACUACGACCGACGCAGCCAUGCAGGAUGAGCCCAGUGAAGAUAACCAGGAACCCGUCGACUUUGAGACAGAAGACGACGAUGACCGCAGAAUAUCAACGCUAAUCUCGUCAAAUCCAACCACAAUAAAAUCCACGGAGGAACCGGAAGAGAUAAUUUCCUCCUCCACCACGAUAAUCACGCAAGAAGGACUUUCUUCAUCUCCACAAACCACAGAACUUCCGCUCAAUAUCACCACCACCACGACCACGCCAGAUGAGACCCUUCUUGUCACCGAAACGUCCACCUCAAGGACAAUUAGGGAACGAAAAGUCAAGGUUAUCCUGAAAAGAAGGAAGGGUGCGCCGAAAGGGACGGGAACCGUGGCCAGACAAGUAGUUCGUACCAGAACGAGGGUAAAACAGCGAGAAGACGCAGAGUAAAGAAAAAAAUUAGCCAAUUUUUAAAUUAUAACGCAAUCUUUGCAUGCACUGAUUUUGAUUUCAUGAUACAAUGCUUGUGAAUUGGUGCUUUAGGAUUAAAUAGAUUUAAGUGAGGUGGUGGUGAAUGUUGACGAGUUUCUUCCAGUAAAGUUUGUAUUGUACGCCAUUUAAUUUUAAUAAACUUGUAAAUAAAUUAUAACAACAAUUACUAUUUAAAUACA